Molecule: messenger RNA, 4826 nt
Organism: Sciurus carolinensis (gray squirrel)
Lineage: Eukaryota; Metazoa; Chordata; Mammalia; Rodentia; Sciuridae
Product: phosphatidylinositol 3,4,5-trisphosphate-dependent Rac exchanger 1 protein-like
Molecular function (GO): protein binding
Source: RefSeq, a predicted model, not a curated record
AUGAGUGUGGGCCUGGGGACUGGGAGAGGUGGCUCCCGCAGCUCCCCUGUGCUCUCCAUCAGGCUCAGAAUUUGGAGAAGAUCCCUGGUCGCUCGACCUGCUCAAGUGCAACCCCCAGACGCCAGCGCGACCAGUUCAAUCCAGGCUCUGGACCAGCGACUGGUGGAAAUAGAGACUCAGAGGCUGAUCCCAGGCCCAGGCAAGGGGAGGGACCCUGCUCGCCAGACCACUCAUGCAUCCGCGUGGACGGGGCGCCUCCAAGCCGGUAAAAAAGAGAGGACCCGAAACCUGCUUUCCCCUACACCUGCUGAGGCCCGUGCCAAUCCACCGACCCUCGCGGGGGUGGGAGGACCUCGGUGGGCACUGCCCUUUCUGUGCCCAGCCAAGCGGUGUGCCCAGGAGGGGGCGCCUGGUGCCCUGGUCCCAGGCGUCCUGCACGGGUUCCCUUCCGUGACCACCGGGCUCUUUGGGGUCCCUGUCGGCUUAAAGGGAGCACAUUUCCUUGAUGUUCUUCAGGGAGGCAGCAGGAACAGAAGCCGGCCAGAUAUCAAAACUACUGCAGUGGAGGCUUUUAUUUUGAGCUCUCAGCAGCUGAAUUACAGAAUGCCCUUUUUUCUGAAAGAACAUCUUUCGCUCAAAUUGCCUGUGUUGAAUAACAUGCCCACACUUCAGGAACACCAGGAGAAAACUUCCUGGCCCAGGUUGAUUUUACCUGUUGUUUCUAACUACAACCUAAGAUUGUAUUGGUGGCAGGGGAACUGCCAGAUGCAGGAAGAGGCCGUGGUGCUCAGAGUGGGCCUGUGCAACAAUGGCUUCAUGCACGGUGUGCUGUAGGCGAGCAAGUUCAAGGAUGAGUCUCUGUACUUCCACUUCCAUGCUGACGAGGAGAUGGAGGGGACCAGCAGCAAGAACAAACAGCUUUGCAGUGACUUCAAGCUUGUAGAGAAUAUCCUGGCCAAGUGGCUGCUGAUCCUGCCCCAGGAGGAAGACUACGGCUUCAACAAUGAGAAGAAGAACAAGGGCAUGGUGGUGAAGUUAAUCCAGAGGGGCUCGUUGGCAGAGAUGACUGGCCUGCUGGAGGGCAGGAAGAUGUACUCUAACAACAAGGACCUGGUGUUGCUGCGGCCCUUCUCCAAGGUGGAGUCCCUCCUCAACAAGUGCUUCUGCUCCCACUGCCCCCUGCACCACCAAGGCCUAAUAGUGAGUUCAAAGGCGAGCUGGACCAUCAAAGAUCCUGACCACCCUGAGGCCCUGUGCUUCCAGAUCUGGGGAGCUGCCCCACCCUGUUUUUAUGCCAUGGGGAGAGGCUCCAAGUCUGAGGCUGCAGGACUGAGUGCUGGCCAGUGCAUCCUGAAGGUCAACUGCAGCAGCAUUGCCAGUGAGGGUGACCUGGGCAUCCUGAAGCACUUCCAGGCAUUCCAGAGUUGCGGCCAAGAGGCGCUGGAUGGCCCAGUGGUCAGCCUGACAGUGGACAACAUGGACCUGGAACCUGGGGUGAUUGAGUAUGUGAGCAACAUGGGCAUCUGGUACCACAUGCUGGAGAGGAUCAUAGAGCCCUGAGGCUGCUUUGGCCUCACCGCCAAGAUCCUAGAGGCCUUAGCUGCAGAUGACAGUGCCUUCUUGCAGAACUGCGGGUGGCUCUUGGCCAUGAGCACUGCCAUUAUGAUCAUGUCCCACUAUGACUUCUGCAACAUCUUCAACACCAAGCUGGAGAGCAUUGACCAGAGGAUCACCUGCUACCAGCAGUUUGCAGUUCAGUUGAAGAGCCGUGUCAGCCCCGCCUUCAAGCAGGCUGCCGUGGAGCCCCACGUGCUGUGCAGCCUGAACUUCUGGCCCACCAACUGCCAUGUCAACCUCAUGGAGGUGUUCAACCCCAAGAUGACCUCCUCCGUGGGCAAGUCCUUCAACAUCCAAUUCGGGCGCAAGCCCUCCCUCAUUGGCCUUGACCCCAAGCAAGGCCACCUGAACCCCAUGUCCUACACCUAGCACUGCAUUACCACCAUGGCUGCCCCAUCCUGGAAGAGCUUGCCUGUGGUGGAUGGGGAGCCUCAAAGGCAGACUCACAGUGACAGCUCUGGGCCAGCCAGUGGGUCCGUCUGCCAGGAGGACCAGGGCCUGAGCUCCCUGCUCAAGCAGGAGGACCAUGAGGUGCAAGAUGCCUACCUGCAGCUCUUCACCAAGCUGGACAUGGCCUUCAAGGAGAUGAAGCACUUUGUCACCCAGAUUAACAGGCUGCUGUCCACCAUCAUGGAGCCCACUCCCAAUGGGGCCUGUUACCCACACCUAGCUAAGGAGGCAUCUUCCUCCCUGAUGGUCAGUGUGGACAGUGAGAUGGACAGGACUGACCACAGGGGCAUCAAGAAAGUGUGCUUCAAGCUGUCUGAGGAAAACCUGGAAGACUCAGGCCAUAACACCAUGAGCUACCAUGGCAAGUACAACAGCAACCGGGACUUGGUCCUGUCCUACACCAGAGUGAGAAGCAACAACUCCUACCUGGGCAGUGACAAGAUGGGGUCUGAUGAAUGGCCACCCAGCACAGGGAGGGCCUCGGUCCAUUGGCUUAGUGGGUAUCUGAGCCUACUUCCAUGUUUGCAUUGUGUUCCUUUGAGUCACACUGAAGUCUCCUUUUGUCUGCUCAUUCAUCAGGUACUUAAUCAAGCACCUGGCAUGCUCUGGGUGCUGGGACACUUAGUGAGUGAAACCAAGAUCCCAGAAACAGAGCAGAUAGAGACCCUCAGCUGCCAGUUCAUCCAUGCAGCUCUGCAGUCAGUAAAUAGUUUCCCAGAGCCAGCUCAUGCCAGGCCUGAGUUCAAACAGAAAGAAGAGUGUAUGGCCUGUGGAUGGAUCUUGAUCCAGAUCAGCAUCCAGGAGGAUCCCUGGAACCUCCCGAGUUCCAUCAUGACCCUGGUGGUUAACAGCCAGAGAUAUGUGGAAGAUGGGAAGAACCAGCUGCUCCUGGCCUUGCUUAAAAUGCACAGGUGUGUGCAUGUGCCCAGGUGUACCAAUGCUGAGGUGCAGCUGCACAGGUAUGCAAAAUUCUGCCAGGCCCUGGUGGCCACCAUGUGCACCUUCUCUGAGCAGCUGCUGGAGGCCCUCAGCUACGGCUACAACAGCAAUGGCGAGUAUGAGGAGAGCAGCGACGUCAGCCACAAGUGGUUGGAGUUGGUGGUGGCCACUGGGGUCCUGAUGCACUCCCAGUCCCUGCUUGCAAUGGCCAUGGUGGUGAGAGAAUGGGCCAUGCUGGAGGACAUCUGGGUGACCCUGUCAGAGCUGGACAGUGUCACCUUCUCCUUUAAGCAACUGGACGAGAACUGUGUGGCCAACACCAAUGUCUUCUACCACAUAGAGGGCAGUCAGCAGGCACUGAAGGUGGUCUUCUACCUCAAUGGCUACCACUUCUCCAAGCUGCCCUCCCGCCAGGAGAACAGGGCCAGCCUCCAACCACACACUGUGCUUUUCACUAAAGCUCUGGAGAAUGUGGAAGGGCUUCCUCCUCCAGGCAGACAGGUAGCAGAGGAUUUGCAGCAGGAGAUCAAUGCCCAGUCACUGGAGAAUGUCCAGCAGUAUUACCACAAGCUCAGGACUUUUUACCUGGAGCCUUUGAACCUGCCCAUGGAUGCCAGCACCACAGCCAUGAAGAUCGACCAGCUGAUCUGCCCCAUCAAUGCCCUAGAUGAGCUCUGCCACCUCGUGAAGUCCUUCGUGCACUCCAAGCCUGGCACCAGCAGGAGCAUGGGCACUGACCUCCUCCCUGUCUCCUCUGAGCUCUGCUACCACCUGGGGGCCUGCCAGAUGGCCAUGUGCAGCACCGGCAUGCAGAGGAGCAUCCUGAGUGUGUCCCUGGAGCAGGUAGCUGUCCUGGCACAGAGCCAUGGGCUGCUGCCCAAGUGCAUGAUGCAGGCCACAGACAUGCAAAAGCAGGGCCCCAGAGUGGAGAUUCUGGCCAAAAACAUCUGAGUCAAGGAUCAGAUGCCCCAGGGUGAACCAUGGUGAGUGGACCCUGCCCCUCCUCCUCCAGGGGACCAUCGACACUGGCAGACUCCUGGUGCUGCCCCAGGCCCCACUCUGCUUUUGAGGACUCUGCUUUGGAAGCACCAAGCCUGGUCCAAUCUGUACCCUCACAAGGGCACCUGCAGGCCCUGAGACCCAGCAGUGAGAUUCCAUCCCUGGGUUGUAGCGGGGGCGUGGAGGCAUCUUCAUCCCCAGGACCUCUGCAGCAACUCUCUACAGACCACGCAGUGACCAUGUGGUUUCCAGUGCCCAGACAAGGGCAGGAGGGCUGGAGACAGCACUUUGCUCUGGAGAAAUCUCUUCCCCUGGCCACCUCUGGUCCCUAAAGCAGACCUCAUGUGGUUUAGGACUCAGACACACAUGGGGAGUCCACAGUGGGCGGAGCCAGGUGGGGACUUCCCAGGCUGCCUUACUUUUUGCACAUGCCCAGCUCUCAGGCUGCUGAGGCAGGCAGGGCUGGACAGGCAGAUGCACAGUGCAGAUCCGGACCCACCCACUCCGCGUGAGCUGGCUCUCUGGAAGCCUUGUCAUGGUGUCCUGGUGUUGGCGUCUGGCUGCUUCAGCACUGGCGGAGACAUAUUGCCUGGACACAUGCUGCUGUGGGCUGCAGUCGCCAGACUGCCGCCCUACCCCUGGGAAAGGCUGCUCUCAGGAAAGGCAGCUUUCUUCCAGUAAGUCUGCUGCCUCUGGGUAACACCGCCUACUGCCACACUCAGGUAAGUCCGCCUGGGUAAUGCAGCUGACCUAGGGGAAGGCCCCCUCCCGCCGCCCCUGGGUCAGGCCGCCCUGCGGGAAGGCCUCCACCCUCCAUGGGG